Patella vulgata (common limpet) is the source of this 285-nucleotide messenger RNA. Its product is annotated as melanopsin-like. The coding region runs from base 1 to 285 and encodes 94 amino acids. The transcript has 3 exons. Lineage: Eukaryota; Metazoa; Mollusca; Gastropoda; Patellidae. The record is from RefSeq and is a predicted model, not a curated record.
AUGGACACUCUAGUGUUUGUGUGGUUAUAUUCAUUGUUAUGGUCACUGGCUCCGGUGCUAGGAUGGAGUCAAUACCAAUUGGACGGAUCAAGAACUACGUUAACACCUCAAUUAUCUGUGGUACCGCAGUUGGUGGCUAAAAUGUCUACAGUGACUAAUCCUAUUUUGUAUUCUUUAAGUCACCCAGUUGUUAGAAGGAAACUCUUUUUAAAACUCAAACAUCGAAUGAGAAGUCCGAUUUCUGAAACCGGAAGUUCUGGCAGAAUAGAAGCUAUUCCAAUGUAA